GUGGAUUAACGCAGCGUCGUGUCCAGUUUUAGACUCCACAACAAACAGUGAGUGAUUGAGAGAAACCUCGUCCAGCACCUGCUCGUCCUCCUCGGUCAGUGUCAGCAUCUCUGCGCGCUCUGCCUCCAGCCCUGCACAGCCCCCGGCCAUCCAACAUGUCUCUGUCCGGCUCACAGACACCAGAGGACGGACUCUACGGCUCCUGGGUCGAGCUGGAGGAGCUGAUCGCAGCCGUGAGCCGCAGGGAGAGUCCUGCAGGGCCGCAGGACAGCAUCUCCUCCGCCCUGCAUGGGGAGCUGGAGAGGAUCCUUCUGGAGGCGCAGCUGGAGUGUGAGAGGAGUAAAGACAGUCCUCCACAGGUGGUGACUCCACGGUCUACUGGUUCCCCGAGACCCAACAGUGAUCAGGACAGUGACUGUGUCACCAUACAGGAGGAUGGUGAGCGGCGAGUGGACACAGACUGGGUGUGGGAUUGGUCCAGUAGACCUGAAAAUAUGCCACCAAAAGAGUUUGUGUUUCAACACCCGAAGCAGCCGAGCUCCCUCAGCGUUAGGAAGACAGAGGUGAUGAAGAGAGGACUCUUCUCCUCCGAUGUUCUCCUCAUCCUCGUUCCUUCCCUGCUGGCUUCACACCUGCUCACACUCGGCGUCGGGAUCUACAUAGGAAAGCGACUGGCCGCUUCCACAACUAGCACGCUGUGACGUCACCUGUAGGCCAAAAGUCUACCCAAUAAGGUCACAGUCUGCCCUCUCUACCACACUAAUUUGCCUCCUACCGUCUUCGUUAAGGGGCAACCAUAGGACCCUGUCUGUCUGUACCUCUGUCUCUGUUCAAAUACGUGUCUUCCCAGCAGCACUCCGCCAGUCUGUCGUUCUGUCGGUCUGUGCAUGUCCUAGGGCCUGAGGAGCGGAUGGAUGUCAACCAAAGUGUCAGUCUGAGGUCACUUUUACUCUCCCAAAGAGUAACGCUGAUCUCAACUAGCUGAAGUGUCAUCAGAGAGAAGAGAUUGCUCCGACACGAGAAGAGAAGGAGAGUUUCACACGGCUAGAUCAAUAAAUCCCUUUGAUAGGUGGAGAUGAAAACAGUUAGAUGGGAACAGUGUGCAAUGUGUGCCGACAGAAUGAGAAAGAUAAUAUGUGGUAGCCUUUUCUCUCAACCUUUGAAAGAGCAAAAUGUCUGUAAUUUGUCAAAAGUAAUGACCCUCUGUGAGACUGAGCCGCUGAGAGUGGUUCUAUGCCACAAUGGUUUAUCUAGUAGAGAGUUUUAGUUGGCCGAGAGAAUGUACAGUAGGAGUGGCUCUGGUUGUGCUUUCUGUCCCAUAAACCAAUUAAAUAUUUGACCUCAGACAAAGACAAUCAUGAUCCCAUUAAACUUCACUC
This is a messenger RNA of Paralichthys olivaceus (Japanese flounder), 1379 nucleotides long. Its product is annotated as BCL2/adenovirus E1B 19 kDa protein-interacting protein 3. Gene Ontology annotation, biological process: positive regulation of apoptotic process; mitochondrial outer membrane permeabilization. The record is from RefSeq and is a predicted model, not a curated record. Gene Ontology annotation, cellular component: mitochondrial outer membrane; mitochondrial envelope; nuclear envelope. NCBI's taxonomy places the organism in Eukaryota, Metazoa, Chordata, Actinopteri, Pleuronectiformes, Paralichthyidae.